Molecule: messenger RNA, 1765 nt
Organism: Malania oleifera
Lineage: Eukaryota; Viridiplantae; Streptophyta; Magnoliopsida; Santalales; Ximeniaceae
Exons: 9
Coding region: 255-1052 (265 amino acids)
Cellular component (GO): cytosol
Molecular function (GO): 3'-5'-DNA exonuclease activity
Source: RefSeq, a predicted model, not a curated record
GAAUAGCUUGAUUGCUUUGAAAGGGAAGGGUCGUGGGCUAAUUUGCUGAAGUGGUGAAGGGCCUUCUUGAAGGGUAAGCUGUAGAUCACCAAACUACUGAAGCCAAAUCGAGAUAGGUUGCUCGAUCUGACUUUGCCUAACUUGCUUAUUAAUGAGAUUAGAUUCAAACUUAUCCAUUUAUAAAUACAUCUCCUUCUCUUAAACCCAAAUCCAACUUACAUGGAUCAGGAGAAAUUUGCCUAACUUACUUAUUAAUGAGAUUUGGUCAAACUUAUCCAUUUAUAAAGACAUCUCCUUCUCUUAAACCCAAAUCCAACUUAAAUGGAUCACGGGCCAGUCAUGGGAUUUUGACCCGUUUUGCGAGCUGGAGUACCUUCUUUUGUUACGUUCACGAACGCGAGCUGGAGUGGGAGGGUAGCCAUGGCGACCGUACGGAUGAUAGGCAAUUCUUAACAGAUGGCAUGUUCAAGGGAAUUUACAAUGGAAAGCAGUGUCACAAGUCAGAUAUUCUAACUGUAUUAGCUCGGGCGUGGAAUGCCGGCGUCGAACGAAUUAUUGUAACUGGCGGGUCGCUUGAGGAAUCAAAGGAAGCUCUUGCCAUUGCAGAAACUGAUGGAAGGCUUUUUUGUACAGUUGGCGUGCACCCAACCCGAUGCAAAGAAUUUGAAGAGACUGGGGACCCUGACAGGCAUUUCCAGGCACUUUUGUUGUUGGCUAAAGAGGGAAUUGAGAAAGGAAAGGUGGUGGCAAUUGGUGAAUGUGGAUUGGAUUAUGACAGGCUUCACUUUUGUCCAUCUGAAAUUCAAAAGAAGUAUUUUGAGAAACAGUUUGAAUUAGCGGAUGCCACAAAGUUGCCAAUGUUUUUACAUAUGCGUGCAGCUGCUGAAGAUUUCUGUGAGAUUUUAGAACGAAAUAAGAACAAGUUCACUGCUGGGGUCACCCAUUCAUUCACUGGCAGUGCAGAUGAUCGUGAUAAGCUUCUUUCAUUCAGUAAUCUGUUUAUAGGCAAGUUCUUGAGGUGGUGUCUGGCUGUAAAGGUAUCAGCAACAUAGAUCAACUAAGCAAGACUCUGUAUCACAACACCUGCAGGUAUUUUAGUGCAAUUGUUUCAAAUUCUUAUUCAUUUAUCUAUGGCCAGUUUAGGCCCCCAAACUAGGAAAUUAUUCAACAGGCUUCUAGAACUGCUUGGAACUGGAUUGAAUAAUUAUUAUUUUCGCUAGUUUGUCUGAUAGAUGAUUGUCUUCUCUGGGAGUACCAGAAAAACAAGGUGAUUCUUAUCAUGGUUGUGGAAAUGCUAAAUUUGCUUGAAACUAUUUUUUAUAGAAAAAUUUGCUUGAUAUUAACUCUGAUCUUAACUUUAUUUUUUGUUAGUUUCUGAAUCUCUUAAUCACAAUAAUUAUUUAUUUUUCCAGCUAUUAUAGGGGCACAGCUAAUUAUUUAGUCAUGCAGGGUUUUCUUUCCUCACGACUUGGAUUCUGCGGCAGAGGCUCUUCUUUCUGGUGAUCAAAAUGUUCAUUAAACAAGUUUCUAUUUAAUUCUGCUGAUGCAGCUUCUUGCAAUGGUUGUUCAGUUCCUCGAUUUUUAUUGAGGAAAGAGAUUGGCUACAGUUACUUACAAAAUUUUUGGCGUGAGGUGGGGAAAUCAUCUGGAAAGGGGUAUGUUGCAAAAGUUGCAUAAACUUACUGUGUUGUAUCUGGUCAAGUUAAUGUGAAAUCGAUGCCGAUUUUGGAAAUGAAAAUUGCUCUGGAUUUUUUUUUUUCCCGAA